AUGGCCCUGAGAUAUCAUUGGGCGAUGAGCGUACUGCUUGACUACCUUUACAGUGUUACUUACCGCGCGAAAUUCGAUCGGAAUAAGCACCUUCAAGAAGACAAGGAGCUUGAUGUCUACCUGGGGGUUUGGAGGGCUAAGAAUCAAAUGCAUUGGUACCUGAGAAGAUGUUUCCCAGAAGAACCCAGUACGAUUCUCGUGCCUAUUACGACUUACAGGGAAGAUGUAAGCAGCUUUUCCGUUGGAAUCUGCGAAUGCGAUGCGACGGAAUUGCCAGAUUGGCGCACAUAUCAGAUCAACUCUUGCUACAUUGAUUACAAGCUCGACGUUCAGUUUUGGAAGCUACCUAACAUCACAACCAUCGAUGGGACAACGGCUAAGAAGAUGACUUAUGAGGUAGAGAUGAUUUCAUCGGGGUCAUCUAUGGAGUUUGCCGUCUAA
Molecule: messenger RNA, 441 nt
Organism: Colletotrichum phormii
Lineage: Eukaryota; Fungi; Ascomycota; Sordariomycetes; Glomerellales; Glomerellaceae
Exons: 2
Coding region: 1-441 (146 amino acids)
Source: RefSeq, a predicted model, not a curated record